This is a messenger RNA of Coffea eugenioides, 1794 nucleotides long. RefSeq lists its product as uncharacterized. Lineage: Eukaryota; Viridiplantae; Streptophyta; Magnoliopsida; Gentianales; Rubiaceae. The record is from RefSeq and is a predicted model, not a curated record. Bases 1 to 1794 code for a protein of 597 amino acids. The transcript is spliced from 2 exons. Gene Ontology annotation, molecular function: nucleic acid binding; zinc ion binding.
AUGGAGUCCCUACACCAGAGGAUGGACCAAUUGGAGCUUUCUCAAGCUCGGUCCAAUACUACCCAUCGAGAUGCUCCACCUCGUGAGGAGUUGGCUUCUAAUAGCGAGGAAGAUGACUUCAUCCGUCGGCCAAAACAGGACUAUCGGAGAACAGAUGACGGAUUAAAGGGGGUCAAGAUUAAGAUCCCCUCAUUCCAAGGCAAGUCUAAUCCAGAGGCUUACCUAGAAUGGGAACAGCGAAUCGAGAUGGUAUUCGAGUGCCAGGACUACACCGAUGAACAAAAGGUCAAACUGGCAAUCCUCGAAUUCACCGAUUACGCUAUUGUCUGGUGGGAGCAGGAGCGCACUAGCAGGCGUUGCAAUAAAGAACGGCCAAUUAGUACAUGGGAUGAGUUACGAACCACUAUGAGAAAAUGGUUCGUACCCAGCCAUUACUGUCGUGAUCUAUACCAGAGGCUCCAGACAUUAGUUCAAGGAAGCCGUAGUGUGGAGGACUACUACAAGAAGAUGGAGAUCACCAUGCUCCGAGCAGACAUUGUGGAGGAUAAAGAGGCUACCAUGGUGAGAUUUCUUAACGGUUUGAGACCUGAGAUCGCCGAGUUGGUGGAGUUGCAAAACUACGUGGACAUGCUUGAGUUAAUUGAUAAGGCAUCCAAGAUCGAGAGAAGGCUUAACAGGAGGGGUAACCCUCGCAAUCCUAGUUUCUCGGCCACGCCUCUUUGGAGAGGCAAUCCGACCUUUGAGCAGGAACGACCUAGUACAUGGGUGUCUAAGUUCACUCCUAAAUCCGAGCUACCAAAGCAGGCACCAAAGGCGACCACCAAGCCUCCAUUCGACUCCUCCAAGCCACGAAGCCGUCACAAGUGCUUCAAAUGCCAAGGAUUUGGACACAUUGCUCCUCAGUGUCCCAAUAGGCGUACCAUGAUUGUCCUACCGAGUGGAGAUGUCGUAUCUGACGACGAGGGCGAGUUCACCGAGAUGCCUCCAUUGAUUGAUAAAGGUGAAGAUUCCAAGGUGGAAGUAGAGGCCACUAAUGAGCAAGUAGGCGUUGUUCUAGUAGCCAGUCGGGCCCUUACGACCCAAGUCAAAAGAGUGGAUAAGGCCCAACGUGACAACAUUUUCUACACACGAUGUCACGUCAAGGGAAGGGUAUGUAGCCUCAUCAUCGACGCGAGUAGUUGUACCAAUGUGGCAAGUACUCUCUUGGUGGAUCAUCUUUCUUUGCCCACGUUGAGGCACCCUAGCCCCUACCGCUUGCAAUGGCUCAAUGAGAGUGACGAUAUCAAAGUCACCAAACAAGUGAUGGUGCCUUUCCGGAUUGGGAAGUAUGAGGACGAGGUCCUUUGCGACAUCGUUCCCAUGCAAGCUUCUCGCAUUUUGUUGGGACGACCAUGGCAAUAUGACAAGAAGACCACUCAUGAUGGCUUUACCAACAAAUACUCCUUCUUGCACCUCAACAAGAAGGUGACACUUGUUCUUCUCACACCUCAGCAGGAAUUUGAGGACGUUUUCCCAGACGAGAUCCCAAGUGGACUUCCGCCACUCAAAGGGAUCGAGCACCAGAUCAAUUUCGUUCCUGGAGCAUCCUUGCCAAACAAACCGGCCUACAAGAUGGGCCCUGAGGAGACUAAGGAGAUCCAACGGCAAGUAGAUGAGCUCUUAGAGAGAGGUUGGGCUCGAGAGAGCAUGAGCCCAUGUGCAGUUCCAGUCAUCCUCAUCCCAAAGAAAAAGGGCACUUGGAGGAUGCCAUCAACGCUAUCGCAGUUAAGUAUCGUCACCCUAUACCUCGUUUAG